AUGGAUAUAUUUGAUCCUUUAAGUGAACAGAGUAUCAAAUAAUUUUUAGAAUCUAAGAAAAGUUAAAUUUAUAGUAAAACAAUUUUGAAGGCAAUAGAUUUUCUUAAAACUAAAUAAUAUUUAGUUUAAAAAUUGAUUAAUUGUGGAGAAUUUGGAUUAGUUUUUUAAGUAUUAGAUACCUCGAAUAAUAAUGUUGUUGCAAUAAAACAAUUGAUAACACAAGACAAAGCUUCUUUAAACGAAGUUUAAAAAGAAUUUAAUAAUUUUAAAUAAUUUAAUCACCAAAAUGUUAACAAAUGCCACACCUAAAUUUACGAUGAUGUUAAUGAAUCAUUAUUUCUAGUAUCUGAAUUUUGUACAUUUGGAGAUCUAUCAACAUAUCUUCAGUAGUAGGAAUUAACAAAAGGAGAAAUAAUUAAAAUUAUGAAAAACUUAAUUUAAGGGAUGAUUGAAAUUCAUUCAAAAAAUUUAAUUCAUAGCGAUAUUAAACCUUAAAAUAUUUUGAUAGGAAAUAAUUUAAACCUUUAGAUUUGUGGCUUUGGUCUUUCAAAACUACUAAGCUUGGAUAAAUCACAAACUUUGGAUAACGGGUUAACAUAUUUUUAUUCACCUUUAGAGUAAGAUGAAGGAAAUAUUAAAUUAGAAUCUGAUAUUUACUCAUUAGGCUCGAUUUUAUUAUAAUUAUGUAGAGUAGAUUUUUGCAAUUACUAAAGUAUUUUAAACUUAAAAAAUGGUAACUUCGAGCAUAUAAAAUCUCCUGAAUUUGAAGAUCUUCUUUAAAUUGCAUUUAAAAUGAUGCAUAAGGACCCCGAGUAGAGACUAAAGCUUAUUGAUUCAAUUGACUAAUUAGAUUCUAUAUCCAUAAUACUUUAAAAUAAUAUUUAAAAUAUAGAUGGUUAAUAUUAAGGAGAGCUUUAAAAUAAUAUAAGACAUGGUCUAGGAACCUAAAUAUAUAAUUAAAGUCAUGAACUAAAUAUUUCAUAUUAUGGCUCUUGGAGAAAUGAUUAAAAAGAAGGUUUAGGAUGUUAGUCCUUUAAGAAUGGAAAUAGUUAUGUAGGGUGGUGGAAAAGUAAUUAAAUGCAUGGAAAAGGAAUUUUAAGCUAUUCUAAUGGAAAUAGAUAUGAAGGAGAAUUCAUAAAUGAUAAGAGAGAAGGUUAUGGAAUUUUGUAUUAUUCUAAUGGAAAUAGAUACGAAGGAAAUUUCAAAAAUGGCUUUGCAGAUGGUAAAGGAACCCUAAUUUGUGCAAACGGAGAGUUACAUAAAGGAUAGUAUAAGUAUAGUAAAAGAAAUGGCUAAGGCAUAUUAUUAUAUUCUAAUGGAAGCAGAUACGAAGGAGAGUUCAAAGACGAUAAAAUAAAUGGAAUAGGAAUUUUAUAUUAUAAUGAUGGAGCUAAAUACGAAGGGGAAUUUUAAAAUGGAUUUGCCCAUGGGCAAGGAACUUUAUUAAUGGCUAAUAAAGAUAAAUAUGUAGGAGAAUUUAUUAACAACAAAAGAGAAGGCAUGGGAAUAUUGUAUUAUUUUGAUGGAAAUAGAUACGAAGGAGAUUUCAAAGAUGAUAAAAAAGAUGGAAAAGGAAUACUAUAUUAUUCUAGUGGAGCUAAAUACGAAGGGGAGUUUAAAAAUGGAUUUGCUCAUGGAAAAGGGACUUUUUUGAAGAGUAAUAAAGAUAAAUAUAUAGGAGAAUUUAUUAAAAACAAAAAAGAAGGUAUGGGAAUAUUGUAUUAUUAUGAUGGAAAUAGAUAUGAAGGAGAUUUCAAAAAUAAUAAAAGAGAUGGAAAAGGAAUACUAAAUUAUUCUGAUGGAGCAAAAUAUGAAGGGGAGUUUAAAAAUGGAGUUGCUCAUGGGAAAGGGACUUUUUUUCAUACCAAUAAAGAUAGAUAUGUAGGAGAAUUUAUUAAGGACAAAAAAGAAGGCAUGGGAAUAUUGUAUUAUUUUGAUGGAAAAAAAUACGAAGGAGAUUUCAAAAAUAAUAAAAAAGAUGGAAAAGGAAUACUAAAUUAUUCUGAUGGAGCAAAAUAUGAAGGGGAGUUUAAAAAUGGAGUUGCUCAUGGGAAAGGGACUUUUUUUCAUACCAAUAAAGAUAGAUAUGUAGGAGAAUUUAUUAAGAACAAAAAAGAAGGAAUAGGAAUAUUUUAUGAUUUUGAUGGAAAUAGAUAUGAAGGAGAUUUCAAAGAUAAUAAAAGAGAUGGAAAAGGAAUAAUAUAUUAUUCUAAUGGAGCUAAAUACGAAGGGGAAUUUAAAAACGGACUUGUUCAUGGAAAAGGGACACUUUUUAUGGCUAAUAAAGAUAAAUAUGUAGGAGAAUUUAUUAACGGCAAAAAAGAAGGCAUGGGAAUAUUUUAUUAUUUUGAUGGAAAUGAAUAUAAAGGAGAAUUCAAAGAUAAUUAAAGAGAUGGAAAAGGAAUACUAUAUUAUUCUAAUGGAGCUAAAUACGAAGGAGAGUUUAAAAAUGGAUUUGCUCAUGGAAAAGGGAUUUUUUUGAUGAUUAAUAAAGAUAAAUAUGUAGGAGAAUUUGUUAACAGCAAAAGAGAAGGCCAAGGAAUAAUUUACUAUAAUAAUGGUAGUCGAUUUGAAGGUGAAUUCAAAAAUGAUGAAAAAAUAAAGGGCUAAAUAAUAAAUAAUGAUGGCUCAAUAAAAUUAUUUUGCAGUUAUUGA
Messenger RNA from Tetrahymena thermophila SB210, 2655 nucleotides. RefSeq names its product MORN motif protein. The record is from RefSeq and is a predicted model, not a curated record. Lineage: Eukaryota; Ciliophora; Oligohymenophorea; Hymenostomatida; Tetrahymenidae. Gene Ontology annotation, biological process: protein phosphorylation. The transcript has a single exon. Gene Ontology annotation, molecular function: protein kinase activity; ATP binding.